UAUGAAUAGAAAAAAAGUUAUGGGAGUGCCUUACCAGAGCACCACGACGAAGUACUUCUCUAAAAAGAAAAAUAUCCUCUCGUCUAGGAAGUCAAGAAAUAGUCAAUCCGUACAUAGCCAAGGGUCUCUUGGACAUUACAAUUCGAUGAAGAAAGGGUAUCAAGGAAUUCUUGCAGGGAAAUCAGGGAGUUACUAUAAUCCAAUAUCUCCUAAUAUUGACCGAAACUCUUUUAUGUUCAAUCCAAAAAUUACAGGGGAUCCUUUGACCAAAUCAUUUCUGAUCCAAGAAAAUAAUAGCAACGAUAAAAUUGCUAGCAAAGUCAAAAAUGUUAUUAAAUACAGCCAAAUAUUGCCAUAUAAUGAUACAAUUGAGAUGCCUGAUAGCGAAAGGAAAGCAAAAUAAGAUAAAUUUUAAUCCUGAGGGAUCUAAUAUGCAAGAAAUUUACCCAGGAGGUUACCUCAACGAAGAGAUAUCAGAUGGAAACUCUCAAAGUCCUAAAUUCUUUAUUGCAAAUAAAUAUAUUGGAGUAUACAAAGGGAAAUUUGGAAUUCUUACAAGGAAAACUGAAGUUUCUUCCAAAAAUGCUCUUAAUCAAGCCCUUAGUGAGAAUCGGAAAAGACUGAAUUCCAGAAAUAAUAUCAAAAGAAAUCUUAAGCCCAGGAAUAAAGCUCAACACCACAUAAAUAAUGCCAAAAGUAUCAACAUCAAAGAUGUUGAUAAGGAAGAGGAAUCAAAGCUCUUGAUCCCAAACGCAAUAGACCAUCUUUACAACAAUAUGCUGGGAGAUAGCUCCAUCCAACAGAAUCAAUCAAACACAAAAUCAAAUGAAAAUACAAAUCUCCCUGAUGAACCAGCAAUACCUCAAAAAAUGUCUCGAACAAAGAAUUCAAAAAGUAUGAACAUGAUAGUAUACCCUACUGACAGACAGAAAGGAAUUAUUUCUGUUAGGAACAAAGAAAGACAGCAAGCAAAGAACCCACGAAGAAGAGUUCUGUAUACCCCAUUUCGUAAAAGGAGCCAAGGUAGCACCAUUACAGGGAAUGAUAUAAGAGUUAAGACUUUAAUAUCUAAUAGCAAUAUCAACAAUGACUCAGAAUCACAAAAUGAAACUGAAAAUUAUGUAGUCAACAAAUAUUCUUUACCAAACGGACUGCAGUCAAGCAAGAGGAUACCGGUCUAUAGCUCUGCAGAGGAGAUGUUUGGGGAUAAAUACUCAAAGGAAUCUCUAGCAUUGAUGAACUUUAUUAAAAACAGACAAUCUCUUGCUGCUAAUAACUCCAGCAAGCAUCUCAAAAGCAACCCUAGUAUCAACAGAAUUCAAAACAUGAAGCGUCUAAACAAGAAGAGGAGCCUUAAGAGCCAAAGGGCCAGAAGAAAUAAUGAUGCAUCUGUUGGAGUCGAAGGGGUUGGAUUUAAAAAUAGUAUAAGAGUUAUCACAAGAGAUCCAACCAAAUUGAUAAGACUCACUCCAAAAUAAUGAGAAAUAUUCUCUAGAUAAAGAGUUUAAAGUAAACAAUAAGGAUGUUGAGGAGAAAUCUCAAGUAAGUAUAAAUGAAGAUAUGAACAAUUGCAAGGAAGAGCACCUUAUAAAGAAGAGAAAACCAAGUAGUCAAAGCCGAAAAACUAGACAUAAAUUGAAGAAAGAAAAUACUGUUGAUUCAAAAACUAGUAGAAGAGAAGUUUUACAAGACAUGGAUAGACUUCUUCCUUCCCGCUCAACUAUUCUGAACAAAGUUACAAAUGAUUCUACUGAGAAAAAGCAAGCAAAAAUUCUCAGAAAUAAAUUACAUGAUUAUCAAAUGUUCGAGAGACAAAGAUCAAAGAAUAGUUAUAUGGAUACUGUCUCGAGAUCAAGCUUGUCAUCAAUAAAACUCACUCAAAAAUUUUGUGAUAAGAAUUCAACAGGACUUAAAGAGAAAAUACCAAGUCCUGAAUUUAUUUCAAGAGUACCUUCAAAUGGGCAGAACUGAGAGUCAACAAAGAAAGAUAAGAAGUUUUUAAAAUAAAUCUUUAAAGACAAAGCUGGCACAUUGAGAAAUACUUCCUGCUGAGCAGGCUCUACACCUCACCAAGGCAAAAAGAAUGUCAAAAUACAAGGUCUCAAUGUUGAACGACCAUAAUAAAGGACUUAUCUAUGAUCAAGAGAAAGAUGAUAAAAAUCCACAAGACAAUGAAGACAGAGAGCCAUCUCCAAUCAAUUCAGACAUUGCUAAAAAUGAUGGCAUAAUCAGGACUGGAUCCAGGAAUCUUCAAAAUCAGAAAGAAGAUACCUCAAGUAGCAAACCUGAGUUGAUUCUUGAGUAAUGUACCUAACAUUUAUUACAUUUGAAUAACACACAGGUUGAAUAUCUAUUACCUUAGGUUUUUGAGUAAGAACUCUGUAGUUCUGAUUCCAAAAGUUGGAGAUUUAUCUUCAAUUUUAUUUCAAUAUUAUUUAAUAGAAAUAUUCAAUAAAAGU
Moneuplotes crassus is the source of this 2459-nucleotide messenger RNA. NCBI's taxonomy places the organism in Eukaryota, Ciliophora, Spirotrichea, Euplotida, Euplotidae. The record is from the annotation of a GenBank genome assembly.